UUUUUGUUGCAACUCCGGCGAGUGAAAAUGGCGAAAUGCAGAAGAAAUCAGAAAUAAUGGGCCAAUGGGUUAAAUAGGCCCAUUAGUAAAAAGCCCAAUCAGUAGUACCAAGCUAAUCUGCAGAUCUCAGGGGUCGAGACGAAGAAACUAUUCGUUGAUGUAUGUGAAAAAAAGAACCCUAAACCCCUAAAAAAUUUCGAGGAGAAGAAAAUGAAUGGUCUUUCUCGUCAUCUUCGAGCUUCUUCCCUUCCUUCUUUGUUUCGUGGCUAUGGUGGAAUCAAGUCUGUCUGUCGAUUUUCGUCUCAAUCAGAUGGCUUCUCUGGGGGCAGGUUCGGCGAACAAGGGCCAGUUUCAGGAGAGACUGAAAAGAACUCAAGCUUACCAAACACGGGAAGGAUCGGUUCUUCCCCUGAUCCUAAUGCAUCGUCCUACAAAAGUUUCAGUGAUAUAAAACUAGGCUUAUCAAACACGGGUUCCUCGACCUUCAAAAGCUUCAGUGAAAUGAGAUCAGGCUUAUUAAACAAGGUAGGAGACGGUUUCUCGGCGCCUAAUGCUCCUCCUACCUUCAAAAACCCGAUGAGACCACGCUUACCAAACACCCUACCUGACCAAUCCAGUCAGAUGAAUCAAGGCGUACCAAACACUGGAGUAAGCGGAUUCUCUGCUCCUAAUGCAACACCAAACUACCAGAACUUCACUCAAUCUACACUUCUCAAAGAUAACUUCCGCAGCGGAGGGAUCUCGAAAGACCUGGACUUUGUUAGAGGAGUAAUAGAGGAAGACGAAGGACGGAGAAGCACAGGACUGUUCUCUCAUUUCCAUCGUCCAAACAUCGAAACAAACGCCGACAUCAUCCACAUCAAGAUGCUGCGUAACAACACGUUUGUCACGGUUACGGAUUCCAAAGGAAACGUGAAAUGCAAAGCUACGUCUGGUAGUUUGCCUGAUCUGAAAGGUGGAAGGAAGAUGACGAGUUACACAGCUGAUGCGACUGCUGAAAACAUUGGGAGGAGAGUUAAGGUUAUGGGGUUGAAGUCAGUGGUGGUUAAGGUGAAUGGGUUUACUCAUUUCAAGAAGAAGAGAAACGCUAUUAUCGCGUUUCGAAACGGUUACUCCAAUUCUAGGACUGAUCAGAAUCCUAUAGUGUACAUUGAGGACACGACUAGGAAAGCUCAUAAUGGUUGCAGAUUGCCAAGGAAACGUCGGGUUUGAAAAAGAAAAUGGAAACGUUCUUCUUCUUCAUUACUUCUUCUCUGCAAAACAUGUCUUGCAGGUUCACUUUUGUUAUUCUAUAGAAACCUUCUGUUUGCAAAUUGUCUCUUUUGUUUGGUUGUGUUCUUUCUUGGGCUCCGAAGAUAACCGGGUUUGAAACCGGAGUUUUAGAUUCUGUGAGAUUGUUGGACCAAAGGGAUUUGAUUAAUAAACCGGAAAUAUGUAGACCUUUAA
Molecule: messenger RNA, 1446 nt
Organism: Eutrema salsugineum
Lineage: Eukaryota; Viridiplantae; Streptophyta; Magnoliopsida; Brassicales; Brassicaceae
Product: probable ribosomal protein S11, mitochondrial
Exons: 2
Coding region: 211-1212 (333 amino acids)
Biological process (GO): ribosomal small subunit assembly; maturation of SSU-rRNA from tricistronic rRNA transcript (SSU-rRNA, 5.8S rRNA, LSU-rRNA); translation
Cellular component (GO): mitochondrial small ribosomal subunit; ribosome
Molecular function (GO): mRNA 5'-UTR binding; structural constituent of ribosome; small ribosomal subunit rRNA binding
Source: RefSeq, a predicted model, not a curated record